CAAACUCGCACUUCCGGUUCUGCGUGGAGAGUUGGAAUACAACUUUGUUCUACGUGUACAAAACAAUAUUUGAUCGGUAUAAAACAUUGGAGUGCUUGGACCGAAAGUGGAAUAAGUAAUAGCAAUCAUGUCGAAUAGCCUGUCAUAUAAUGACCAGGGUGGACCGGACACCGGUGUCGAAAUUGGGCUGGAUACUCAGACGUCGCCCGCCGCUGGAGCCUUCGGCCUGUUUAGCACAGACUUCAAGAAGAACGAUGACCUGAAAGAGAUGUUGGAAAGCAACAAAGAGUCUGUGAAGCUGGACGCAAUGAAAAGAAUUGUUGAGCUCAUUGCCAAGGGCAAGAACGUUCCAGAAUUAUUCCCAUCUGUGGUGAAGAAUGUGGCAAGUAAAAACAUAGAGCUGAAGAAGCUGGUGUAUGUGUACCUGGUGCGCUAUGCAGAGGAGCAGCAGGAUUUGGCUCUUCUGUCCAUCAGUACUUUUCAGCGUGCUUUGAAGGACUCCAACCAGUUGAUCCGGGCGAGUGCCCUGCGGGUGCUGUCCAGUAUUCGAGUGCCCAUCAUUGUGCCCAUCAUGAUGCUGGCCAUACAGGAGGCCGCGACUGACCUCUCCCCCUACGUCAGGAAGACUGCCGCCCACGCCAUCCAGAAGCUCUACAGUAUGGACCCUGAGAAGAAAGAGCAGCUGAUUGACGUUAUUGAGAAGCUUCUGAAAGACAAAAGCACACUGGUGGCGGGCAGUGUGGUGAUGGCGUUUGAGGAGGUGUGUCCGGACCGCAUCGACCUGAUCCACAAGAACUUCCGCAAGCUGUGCGGGCUGCUGGUGGACGUGGAGGAGUGGGGACAGGUGGUCAUCAUGAACAUGCUGACCCGAUACGCACGCACCCAGUUCACCAGCCCCUGGAAAGAGGGGGCUCUGUUCGACGGCAACAAUGCGCAAGCCUUCUAUGACUCUGAUGAGGAGCGUAAGGAGAGCGCUGGAGAGGCCGUCUACAUCAUGGACCCAGACCACCGACUGCUGCUCAGGAGCACCAAGCCUCUACUGCAGAGCAGGAACACUGCUGUGGUGAUGUCUGUAGCACAGCUGUACUGGCACCUGGCCCCUAAGCAUGAAGUCAGCCUCGUCACCAAGUCACUCGUGCGCUUGCUGAGGAGUCAUCGGGAGGUCCAAUACAUAGUCCUGCAGAAUAUUGCCACCAUGUCCAUACAGAGGAAGGGCUUAUUUGAGCCUUACAUGAAGAGCUUCUAUGUCCGUUCGACAGACUCUACACACAUUAAGACACUAAAGCUGGAAAUUCUAACCAACAUGGCCAAUGAAGCGAACAUUUCAACCAUCCUCAGGGAAUUUCAGACGUAUGUGAAGAGUCAGGAUAAAGUGUUUGCCGCCGCCACGGUCCAGGCCAUCGGCCGCUGUGCCACCAACAUCACUGAGGUGGCCGACACCUGCCUCAACGGCCUGGUGCUGCUGCUGUCCAACAGAGAUGAGGCGGUGGUGGCGGAGAGUGUGGUGGUGAUCAAGAAGCUUCUGCAGACGCAGCCCACGCAACACACUGACAUUAUCAAACACAUGGCCAAACUCUUUGACAACAUCACGGUUCCCAUGGCGCGGGCCAGCAUCCUGUGGCUGAUUGGGGAGUACUGUGAGACCGUGCCCAAGAUCGCCCCCGACGUGCUGAGGAAGAUGGCCAAGAGCUUCACUUCAGAGGAGGACAUUGUCAAACUACAAAUAGUCAACUUAGCAGCCAAACUCUACCUGACCAAUGCCAAGCAGACCAAGUUACUGACACAGUACAUCCUGAAUCUGGGGAAAUACGAUCAAAACUACGACAUCCGGGACCGCACGCGCUUCAUACGUCAGCUGAUCGUUCCGAAUGAGAAGAGCGGCCCCCUGGCCAAGUAUGCCCGACGUAUUCUGCUGGCACCCAAGCCUGCUCCAGUGUUGGAGUCCGCCUUCAAAGAUCGAGAUCGGUUCCAGCUGGGCACCCUGUCCCACACCUUGAACAGCAAAGCCACAGGAUACCUGGAGCUCUCUGAUUGGCCAGAGGUAGCACCUGAUCAGUCUGUGCGGAAUGUUGAAGUCAUCGAGCAGAUCACAGAGUCCAUGAUGCCUUCGGUGGAGAAGGGGAGGGCCGCCAAGGCUGACAAGUUUUACUCCGACUCGGAGGAGGAGGAGGAAGAUGGCGGAUCAAAGGACUCCGGCUCAGACGACAGCAAGAGCUCUGGCAGUAGUGAAGCCUCUUCGAGUGAGUCGGAGAGUGAAGAGGAGGAGUCGUCGUCUAGCCAGAGUGGCAGUGGCAGCGCGAGUUCCGAAGAGGAAUCAGAACAGAGUUCCGACUCUGACUCCAGAAAGAAAAAGAAGAAAACCCUUGAACGGAAGAAAAAGCCAAAGAAGGAGAGCAGUGGAAGUGACUCCGAUGAAGAAAAGGAUCAUGGGAAAGGCGAUGCCUCUUCGGAGGACAGUUCCUCCAGCUCCAGUGAGGAGUACUCCUCUGACUCCGAAUCGGACUCUGGGGUGGCACCCGAAAAACCCAGCAAGCCCAAGCCCAAGCCCAAGGCCAAGUCUAAGGCCAAAGUGGUGCAAGAAACAAAGAAGGAGAUCACACUUUUGGAUCUGGAUAUUUUUGCCCCUACUCCAACUAUGCCCACGUCCAACUCCAGUAUCAUCUCCCCCAGUCUGCUGUCCGACCUGGAUGGCCUCUCUCUGUCCAGCACGCCCUCAGCCAUACAGAUUUGUCCUGUGGACUUCAUCCCCGUGUCACAUGAGUUGCUCCACCGGAUGAGCGGUAAAGGUUUGGGGGCUAAGUACCAUUACCCCCGGCAACCGUGUAUCCAUGGAGACGGCAUGGUGGCGGUGGAGCUUAGCAUAACCAAUAGCAGCGAGCGAACGCUAGAGGACGUCCACUUUGGAGAGAAGAGCGGGCAGAAUAUUCACGGCUUUGACAGUAUAGAAAGCCUAGAGGUUGGUGCGUCAGUCACUGCGUCCAUGGGCAUAGACUUCAAGGACUCCACACAAGCAGCCAGUUUUCAGCUUUGCACUAAAGAUGACCAGUUUAGUGUGUCCAUCACGCCGGCUGUAGGGGAGCUGUUACUGCCUGUUACCAUGACGGAGCAGGACUUUGUCAAAGAACAGGGGAAGCUACUUGGAAUGAACGAAAGCUCGGCAACAAUCAACACAACACCAGAAAGCACAUCGACAGACUCCAUCGUCCGAAAGGUGGUAACGGUGGCCAACCUAGGAAUGGUUCCAUCGGACAAAGACACUCUUCUCAGGUUUGCUGCCAAACUGGUGAGCAGUGGUGUGCUGGUACUGGUCAGUGUGGAGCUGAAGGAAGAGACAGCCCAGCUGAGAAUCAACACUGAAAAGACCGUCAUCGGCUCCAUGCUGUUACGAGAGCUCAAGGCCGCCCUGGCCUGACUUGCACGUCCUUAAAGUUACCCACAUGGAAUUUGGUCCAACCCCAACGCUUUCCAAAUCAAUACUACACACUAGGGUGCAUCAAACGCCCCAACGUUUUGAAAAUACUGCUCUGCUUUUGCAGUAUUGUUCCUUUGGAUGAACAUGACUCCCUUGUACAAUAUUAGCAAGUUUGGUCAAUGUUAAAGGGUGCCACAAUAGUCUUGACAUUUUGAAUGGCAGUGAAUUGGUGAUUUUAGGUAAAGAAGUGUGUUUUUAGACUAUUUUGAUCAGAAGUAUUUAGGAGAAUCAUUUGGCAGAAUGCUCCAAUUGCCUUUCCAAUUUCCCAGAAUUUGAAAUCCCUAGUGCACGUUUUUGCAGACCUCCCUUUUGCUAGGUUAAAGCCCCUAUGCACUAACCUUUUCAGCCAUGUUCGAACACCCAUGUAGCUAUCCUUUAGCCAUCUUUUGGGUGCCUGAUGUUCUAGGGAAGUGGAAAGACAAUGGUAGUGUUCUUCCAAAUGGUUUCCCUUCCUAGUUUUGAACCAAACUGCCGUAAUACAAACUUCAGUGAUUUAGCUAAAAACACCCAUUCACUGCUAUUAAAAAUGUCAAGCAUAUUGUGACAGCAUUUAACACCCUUUAAAUUUGCUAGAAAGGAGAUAGUGCAAAGGAACAAUCCUGCAAGAGCAAACUUUUGAUUUUCAAGGGGCGAUGGAUGCAUCCUACUACACGCACACAUUGUCAGUCUCUCACACAGUGGUCGUGUGUGUUCACCUGUCUUCCAGCCUGAUCCAGAUGAAUAUGAAGUAUAAUCAUGAAAUUUGAACUUAUGUGUUCCCCCUCUCUUGCAUACUUUCCCCAGAAUCUAUGAAUGGGGAAGUGAUAUUAUCAUUAUUAUGUGCCAUCAUUUCAAUGUUUUGUUCUUGGUGAAUCAGAAACCGGUCUAAAUAAUUGUAGCUUUAAUCAGUACCUAUGAAGUCAUCUGUAAAAAUCAUCUGCACUUAAUGUUAUUAAUUGAACGUUGGGGUUUAAAAUUCAUUUUAAGAAGCGGUUACUGUUACCCUGCAGCAUUCCAAACCUGUUGUUUUUUGUACUUUAAGUUGUGUUGUUCAAGUGCCUUUAUCUGAAGUAAAUAUGAAUAAUCAUCCUGUGAA
Molecule: messenger RNA, 4547 nt
Organism: Engraulis encrasicolus (European anchovy)
Lineage: Eukaryota; Metazoa; Chordata; Actinopteri; Clupeiformes; Engraulidae
Gene: ap3b1a
Product: adaptor related protein complex 3 subunit beta 1a
Exons: 27
Coding region: 128-3412 (1094 amino acids)
Biological process (GO): vesicle-mediated transport; anterograde synaptic vesicle transport; intracellular protein transport
Cellular component (GO): AP-3 adaptor complex; membrane coat; clathrin adaptor complex
Source: RefSeq, a predicted model, not a curated record